Cooperia oncophora is the source of this 672-nucleotide messenger RNA. NCBI's taxonomy places the organism in Eukaryota, Metazoa, Nematoda, Chromadorea, Rhabditida, Trichostrongylidae. The record is from the annotation of a GenBank genome assembly.
AUGUCAGCAGCGCAGUUCUUAUUCUUGCACAGGAACAAAGAGAAAGACGCGGCAACAUUCGACGAAGCUGUUGCAUACUAUAAGAAUAUGGAAAAUAGUUAUCAGGUCCUUCUGUUCCCUGAAGGUACAGACAAGUCUCCGUGGACCACCACCAAAAGCUCAGAAUAUGCCAAGAAGAACGGUCUGAAGGAGCUCAAAAAUCUGCUUUAUCCACGAGUAGCCGGUUUCUUUCAUCUACUCACGAAAAUGAGAGAAGCGAAUUUCGUCACCUACGUCUAUGACGUCUCGAUUGCCUAUCCAUACAAUAUCGUUCAGUCAGAGGUGGAUCUCGUCCUAAAAGGUUCGUGUCCGCGCGAAGUACAUUUUCACGUACGAAAAAUACCCGUAAAUGAUGUGCCACGAAACGAAGUGGAUUGUGGUCGUUGGCUAAACGAGCGUUGGACUGAAAAGGAAGCCACAUUGGAGGAAUACUAUUCAGAACCGAAACCGUAUAACAGACGAUUCCACGUGGAAAAAGGUCAAAGUGUCUGGAAAAAUACCAACGAAUCUCCUCGAGCGGCGUUCAUCAAGCGGUUUUGCUUUUGGUUUUGGAUGUUUGUCGUGUCAGUUAUUUACUACCAUGUAACCUUUCUGCGACCAUUGCAGGUGAAGCACGGGUCUGCUACCUGUUAA